CGCGCUCCGCUAGCCGUUCAUUUCCAAUGUCCGGUCAUGGUCCGGUGCGAGGAUAUACAUGAAGUAGCCAAGGGAAAAGACGCUUUCUAGAGCUCAACAGCGCGAAGUUUUGAAAUAUCUGUUGAGUUUAGCGUGAACUUAUGCAGCUUAUGCCGCAUAUGAAACAAUCUUACAAUUAUGGAAAGUCAGCUUAAAAUGUUGUCCAGAAACCGCGAACUUAUGUCGCUGGUGUUGAACUUGGCGGAAUCGGUUAACAAGCUAGCACUAAGCGUCGACAGCACUGCGAAACGCUGCAGUGAAGAAGUGGUAGAUUCUAUUCUUGCGAUAUUAGACACAGCUGAUAAAUAUGGAGAUGAAGCCUUGCAGGCUAGCCUGGAGCCAUUGAAACAUAAACUUAAGGUGGGAAUCGCGGAACUAAGGACUUGCCGUGAGGAAAAGCAGCGCCUACCGUUUAUAAAACAGUGUGCUGUACCUGUGGGCCUUGAGCUUCUUGUGUCUCUGGAAGAAUGUGAGAUUGCGGCUCUUGAAAAAGCUCAUGACACUGCCAUCGAAAGUGUACAAGAGUUGGAGUCAUUGUAUGGAAGUCAAGGUGUGGAUGUGUUCGCAAGAAUCCUAGAGGCCUUCAAAAAUGUGCUGCCAUUCUUGAAGAAAGCCCAGCAGAGGGUCUCCUCGCUGCCUCAACGAUGCCUCUUUGAUGGGUUUGUGGACACAGCAGCAGUACAGAAGUUUUACCUAUACUUUUUGGUGUCUGUUAGUGUGCUUCUUUCCAAAUAUCCAGGCAGCCGGCAUGUAAAGAUACUUUGGUGCUUUGCCAUUCGUCAAGCAGGCCUGUGGUUGUCGAAGUUGCGAGACUUCGCCUGCAGUGUUUCUUCCCACGAAUUCCUAGAUGGAUGGAUGGGUGCCUUUGUUGGGAAGGUGGAUGAGGCUCUGUACCACUUGGGCCACAAGUUGGAGGCUGACUUUUACUCUGCUGUGGAUGCAGUGACUAGCCAUGGAAUGUCAGUGUGCCACCUUUGUCCAGAAGGGGACAGGGACAAGCUGAUCACGGCUUACAAAGAGGUUCUCGAGUGUAAACUUGACCUGGAAAAAGCGUCGAGGUGCAAUCCCGGAAACAAUACAGAAUCAAAACGCAAAAAAAUGAAGGCCACAUUGGAAAGCUUUGAGGAGCUUGUGAACAUUGCUCUUGUGGAACUGAUCGUCCAUAACUACAUGAAGCCAAGUUCUUCUUUCUUGAGGCUCUUGCAAGUAGCCAGACAAGACCCGUUGAAGAAAGAGCGCAGUAACAGUGCAGCCAACCUGUCUGACCUCUACAAAAGUAAAGCAGAUGCUUUUUGUGAAUCUGUGGACACGACUUACAGCAUAGCACAUUUAGCUGCUGGUUGUACGACAGAUGUUAGGUCUGUCAGCAAAUUGUGGGAACACCUGCGUUUAAUGGAAUGGCUAGACCCGGAGCUGGUAGCAGCAGUCAUGUCACUGGUCAGUAGUAGCGAUGAAGGCCUCUCAGAUGUGCUGGAUAGGAUGCAGUGCGCAUGGAACUUUCAUGUUCAAGGCCUCUUCAAGAGCCUGCUUCACCUCACUGAGCCAACUGCUUUCUUUGUAUGCCUUGAUAUAUCACUGAAAAGGAGCAUUGCUUCUUUGGAUGACAGUUCGCUCAAUAACUGGGAAUCAGCUAAUGUCAUCAGUGAAAUCUGCACAAGGAUAAAUGCUGUGCAGGAUCUGACGGCAGUGGCAUUUGAGAGUAGCACAGUGCCAGAAAAGGUUCAGGCUGCCUUGAAGAACCUAAAAAUUGCUCGAAGAUCAUUGCAGCGAACACCACCAGAGAACAGACUCAAAGGGGCCAAGAUUGUUCGUGGCUGCGUGAAGGCUAUACAUGAAGAAAUUGAUAGGCACUUGGAGGUUGUUUCUCAGACACCAUCGCAUAUUCCGAGUCACUUGCUGACUGGGCUUACCACACCAAUGAUUAGCAGAUGUCCUCCAGCAGUCGAAAAGUCACUGGACCUCGAAAUAACAGCACUUUUGGAUGCAAUGGAGUCGCAAGCAAGUGAGAGUGCCAAGUCACCUUCCACAGAAGCUGGUCCUCCAAAGGGUAGCACUGGCACUAUGUUUUCUGCUGAAGAAUGCAGGCACACCAUGCUAUUGAAUAAGCACCCAGUGCGGCCACAAGUACCGAGAGCCCAUGCCAGCAUCAGUCACCAGUCAAACACCUUCACAAAAACUGGCUGGCGUGAGGCACUCAGUCGCUCCCUCUGGUACUCUGACAGAAGCCUGUGUGUUGGGAAUACAAGUUGCAAGAACUGGCUCCAGAACAACAGCACUAUAUAUGCACUCAUUCACGAAGCACAGCUGCUUGUCAAGGCCAUCUUGGAUGCUCAGGAAGAGGUGUGCUGUUCUGACUCUCUCUCAAGACUGGCUGAUCUUAGCCACAAGUUGGCAUCUGAAGUGGCUAGUGUGUGUUCCCAUAUAAAGGCUUCCGUGAACAGGACCAGGUUGCUUGUAGAUGUGGAGAAAGCACAAAGUGACAUUGAGUUCACUGCUCGUCAGAUGCAGCUGUUUUUGGAUCUUGGAAAGGAUAAACCUUUGGCCAACAUGACUGUUGCACCAUUUGCCCAGAAUUUCCUGCUAUUGGCAUCUGAAAUAUUGAAGGCACUUCCUAUUCUAUGUGGUCAGUCACGCGACGGCACUACAGUUGACUCACCUGUCAAGGUCACCUUGCUACAAAUUCACGAAAAGUUGUCCACAGAUGCUGCAAGUAAUGCAAGCAGCACAUCUGCAUGAAUUUUGUGAAUAUGUUACAAGAUCCCAUCAUGCUGCUUGUAUUCAUUAUUUGUGCCUUAAUAUGUAGUGCCUUAAUAUGUGCAUAGCAUGGAACCAUUCUUUGUUGGUAUACAGAAGCCACUAGAUUCUUCGUGUUGCAGAAACUUCCUAGUUUAUGUAGAGCUGGCUUCAUGGCCACAGUUGUUAGCCAGAAACAAUUGCUUGAAUUUGGGCAAUCUGCUACAUAUUUAAUUUUGCAGUUUCUUUGCUUUUUGCUUGUACUACAAUUUGUGGUAAUAUUACAGUGCUCUGAGUUCUACAUAGGCUUAAUUUUAUUUGAUUUCUGCACUCUGGGUUGCCUGUGAUUUGCUGUGAUGGCUGAUAAUUAUUUUGUAGGGAUUGUUCCUUUAAAUGAUGCUCUGUUGCUCUAGCUUUAAAUUUGUUAGAGAAAGAGCAUCAUUAUCGUAAACUUUUCUCUCAAUGUUGUAGCUCCAGCAGCUAGGACCAUAACAGUGCAAGGGACACUGAAGGCAAAUAUUUACUUGAGCUGAAGUGAUUGGUUAGUAUUCAAAUGUGUCUCAAGCAUAAUUUUUAAUUGAUGUCAUAGUUUUUGUUUGCAAGAUAAUGACGUAAAUAUAGAGUAGGAUUAGUGAUACCAUCGUGAAGAUAUCAUGUCAGAGCACAUUACAUAUGAUGUUUUUAUAACUGGCAAGUUGUAGUCAAUCACUGAUAAUAACAAAGCUAACUACAUUAAAUAAUGAGAAAAUGUUGGCUUGUUCUUUACUCACACUAAAGCAGGGACAGAUAAAGAAAGGGCAGGCACAAAGGCAUGCGUAAAAUACCAAUCACAGUGCAUUUCAGUUUGAAAGAAAAUGAAAAGCUCACUGAUGCUACAUCUUCACAUCGCUCCUCUUCGUGCCAUUUGUGGAAGUGUGCCUAUAUUCUGUGUGGACCUCUGACUUAAUACAGGCAGUAUAUCCUGUUGGAGCAUGACUCUGAGAUUUCCAGUGCAGCACAGGAGACCUGCAUUUAAGUCACCUCAUUUGUCGCUGGCAAUUUGAAUUUUGGAUUAAUUGUAUGGCCUUCUUUGGUUGUGAUUUUCUCUGCUGCUUUAUCGUAUGUUGACAUAAAGCAGUCAUUGUAAAACUUCAAUAUGGAUAAUCGGACAAUCUAGAUUAAUUUAAUGUUGGCCUUUAUUGUCCUUCCAAGGGAUGGCAAUAUCACACAGGGCAAUGUCUGUGUUGUUUCUGCAACUCAAUUGUGGCUCAUUGCUGAACAUCUUGAAAUGUUUGAGCUACACUGUGAUUCAUAUGUUGGGAGGGCUAUGCGGUCAUGAAAAGUGACUGGCUUAACAUUCUGGUGGACAGAUUGAAAACAAACAUAAUUGCAGUUAUCUUUACACAUUUAUAGAAGCAGAUGAUGAAUGUGUUGAUGUAUACACAUGAUCAUAACCAAAUUGUUUUCAGCUGCUUUACUAGUUGCUAGCCUUCAGCUCCAUAAGGUAAUUUGUACCAUAGGGAUAUCUGUUGCGUAGUAAUUUGAAACAAUGCAGACAUGUGAUAAUAAGUUGCCGUGCAUGUUAACUACACUUUUACAGCUUUUGUUAGCACUUGGUACUCACAGUGUCACUUCCACGUUCACUGCUGUUCUUAAUUUUUAUGUUCUUUAUGCUCGUUUAACAAUUUCCCACUGAGAUAUCAAAGAAAAGUGAGUGGCUGCACAUGGUAAUGGCUUUAAAGGGACACUAAAGAACAAAUCUGGUGCCGUAUUUUUUAUCACUCAACCUACUAUUUUACUUGGUGAAAGAAUGUUGGUUAUUACAUACCUGUUUUUAUAAUUUCAUUGUGAAAUGCCAGGUUUUUAGAGUUUAUUCACAAUUGUCAUAUUCAUACCAAUAAUUUCAUGAUUUUUAAUUCGCGUCUAGUUUAGAGCAAUACUGACUUUAGAAGGAUACAAAUACACUUGCUGACCGAUUUUUCAGAACCUGAUUUUUCUAACCUUUCAAUUAGUAUUUGGACCCUCCCACAGUAGCGACAUGAAGUUAUACAGCCUUGUAGUGUCCAAUUUGUUGCAACUGAAAAUUGUUGUUGAUCCGAUUGAUGUUAUAACAGUCCCAAUUGUGCCUCAUAUGUAUGUACUCAUAUUCAUGUUGGUUAAUUGAGUUGGAAUGUAUAAAUACCAAGUGGUCUUAAUAGGACGUCAAAUGCCACUUGGUCUUAAUGGGGCUGUAGAUGUAGCAGUUAGUCUCAAUUGGAAAUUGCAUGGAUGAGUAAUGUUGUGAAAUUACAAAACAACUAAUGAAAAUAAUAGCACAAUUGAAAUUAAGGUCCUCGGAUAAGAGGUAUUCGUACUGUAGUGUAGUUUGGUAUGGCAAAUGGAGCACAGCAUUUAGCCUUUCUUUGAGUCAAAAGAUCUGCCAUAAAACUUUACCUAAUUGUUUUGAAAGACUGGCACUGCUCAGUUACCUGUAAUUUGCUGGCAUGUAUGGCACUCAAGUUUGAUUACAUUUAGCAAAAUGUUGGAUAGUUCUUUGAAUUAGUGAAUUAGAAUUGUUGUCAAGUGCUCAAGCAUGUUUAAGCUUGUCAAAUUGAGUGCCAAGCUUUUGUAUUCCAUCAUGCUAUCAAUAUUAUAAGCAUAAAAAAAUAUUUUUUAGUGUCCAAUUGGUUAGUCUCAAUAAGAUAUGAGGGUGCUGACUGGUCCUAUUUGUGUUUUAAAAAUCAAUUGGUCCAAUUGAAAAUUGCAAGGCCUUUUUAUUAUAUUUAUUUAUUUAUUUAUCUUUGUGUGUGUUCAUGCAUGAAUGUGGGACUUGGGCUGUUUGCUUGCCGCAUGGCAACUAAUGAAAGCAGGUCAUGGGAUGCUGCUGUUACCAUGGUGCCAUGUAACAAAUGAGUUGUUGUGCAACAAUGGGAAUUGGGUUAAUGUGAGCUACUUGGGGGAGAGCGUGUUUUAACGUUUUAACGGCAUUGAAAAGACUACGCUCCAAUGCUCUGUUGUCUUUGCACACCCAGGAUGCCCAGGAUAUGAAAAGAGCCAUUUGUACAUACUUUCCUUCAGGACAUCUCUUGUCUUGCAUUCCUUACUCCCAGAAUAAAAGCUGCCUCAUCAACACUGCAGCUCCAACUCGCAGUGAAGUUUAGUGAAAUUUAGUGAAGAAGUGCGCCCUCAUGUGCCAUAUCGCAUUCAGUUGCAGAUGCAAGGAAUGUAAUCGCCUUGGGUAGGAUAAGUGCAAGCUGUGUCAAAGGUACUACAGAUGCAGUUGUUUCAUUCACCAAAUUUCAAGCUUCAGCUGAGCUGCACAGUGGAGCUCCUAUGGCACUGCCGGGGUUCGCCUCAUCCUUGCGAGCACAGUGGGAGUCAGUUAAAAUGUGCAUUACCCACUGUUGCCACAUCUCAGAUCAAUCAGCCAGUCAUCACCACCAUUGCCCAGAAUGAAAAAUUAGACAAGUUGCUGGCCUGCCAGAGAUGUAUGUACAUAGGCAGGAUCAAUGCUGUGCGACAGAACUGCAUAAAAGUUCCAAACUUCAGCAAAUUCUUGAGCUCGUUUAAUGUUACCGCAGAGGUCAGCAGGAAGGGAGAACUACAUUUCAGCACAGGUUACUGCAAAGCCUGCUUUAAUGUUUUGGGCGUGUGUGUGCCUCAGAAAGAAGAUACCAUGGCAUACAUGUUGUGUAUACUCACUGUUUUAUGCUGACUGUCGCUGUGUGGGAUCAUGUUGACUUGGUGCAUGUCUCCUGGUUUGCUAUGCUAUGACAUUGAGGCUUUUCCCUCUGCUCUGCAUAGGUCAUCACUUUUUUACUGAGAGCCAAAAAGGACGCUAAAGUUAGCAUGCAGCUGCACAUUGUAGUAAACUUAUAAUCCAUUGGGUGUGACCGUACAAUGAAUGUUGCGAUUCCGUAUGUGCUUUCUGCAUUUUUUAAAGUGUUGUGCAUAUUCGCCAAAGUGGCACAGUGGCUAUGGCAUUGUGCUGCUGAGCAUGAGGUUGUGGGUUCAAAUCGCCACAGGCACCAGCGAAAUAGCUCUAAAGGCCUGUCAGUACUCUUAUUAGGCGUAUCCGUGCUCGUACUAUGAUAGGAAACGGCGGAUGCACGUGUGUAUAAUUAAAAAAAAACAUACCAUGUCCCGUGACAAUUGCCCCGUUCUAACUUCUGGUAUGCUUCACUGCGCAAGAGUGCUGCAUCUGGGCGAAGACGACUUUCAGGAACCGGCAUUAUGCAACGCGCCAUGCUUUCCGUGCUCCGAUGCCUUUGGCGAGGAUCACAGGGGCGGAGUCAGUGCCAUUGCUAACAGCAGCGAAUGGUUUCCAUGAAACACGCGGCAUUGAACAGCAAGAAGCUUGGUAGCGAACGUCGAAGCAGCUAGGCCUAGCGUUGCCGCGGUGUUGCUACCGCUGCAUGCGGAUCUGUGUGCGAGACAUUGACUCCAUGGGUUACAUGGUGGUGCCGCGAAGGCGUCCGAAUUUCGGGGCAUGCCCGAAAAAUUCGGGAUCCGGAAAAUGGGUCUUUGACUAUACAGGACGCUCGUCUCUAACAGAAGUAAUCGGUGAUGCGCGCCAGCACACACUUACGCACAAAUUUUUGCCACGGUUUUUUUUUUCUUAGCGCGCAGCGUUGGGAGGUCUCUCCGACGCUCUUCCUCUAUGGCGGGGUUAGAGGAAUGCUGGUCGAAGGUGCCGCCGCGUGAUUUUGCGCGGUGCUGAGAGCAUUGUCGGAGCGCAGCAUGUUCGAAUUAACCGUCGCAAAUGCUUGUGCGUUCGAAUUACUGGGCGUUUUUGCCCAUUGAAACACAUAACUGACGGGACUACAGCAUCAGUUCGAAUAAACCGAAAGUUCGAAUUAAGCGUAUUCGAAAUAACGAAAUUCAACUGUAAUUGUGAAUGUAAAAAAACUACGCCACAGUGCAGAUGAUAAAUGUAUGUGUUGUAAUCAUGAAGUUGCCAACUUGCUUGUUGUGUAUUAUUCCUUUGUUCUUCAAUCAAACUUCGUCAUAACGAAAUCGCAUCAGAGACAAAAAUAAUUGUUUGUUGUAUCCAGUAUUUGUUAUAAGCAUAUAUUCCUUGCAUGCUGAUAUUGGCAAGAAACAUUUUAUAUUUACUGUGAUAUCCAGUAAUUUAUUAUAUUUGUAUUUGCUAUAUUGAAGUUCAACUGCUAUUUGAUGUCAUUUAUUAGUGGCAACAUUUUUAUGAUUCCUUUAAUUUCCGUCCAUUAGAUAUAUAUGUUUUGAUACUUUGCUAUUGUCCAGUGCCUUAACAGGUGGUCUUUCUGCCAACCAGUUGUGUAACGGAAUAAGAAUAAACCAAUAUUUCUUA
Molecule: messenger RNA, 8059 nt
Organism: Dermacentor andersoni
Lineage: Eukaryota; Metazoa; Arthropoda; Arachnida; Ixodida; Ixodidae
Source: RefSeq, a predicted model, not a curated record